AUGCGCUGGCUACCGUUGGAAUCUAAUCCGGAGGUGAUGAACGCCUGGUCAUCUGCUCUAGGCCUGUCGACCGAUAAGGUGAGCUUCACGGACGUGUACGGACUCGACGCCGAGCUUCUGGCAAUGGUCCCUAAGCCGGUCUACGCGGUCCUUAUGCUCUUCCCGAUCUCGAAGGAGUACGAAGCGGCGCGGGCGGCUGAGCAUGCACGGAUCGUUGAACAGGCCGGCGGGACGGUCGAAUCGGACGAGCGACUGAUCUUUAUCAAGCAAACGAUCAGCAAUGCCUGUGGUACGAUCGGCCUGCUCCAUGCGUUGGCCAACAACCCCGAGAUCCCGAUCACUGAGGGUCCGUUGACCAAGUUCCUGGAACAGUGCCGGUCUAAGAGUCCCUCUGAGCGCGCACAGCUGCUGGAGGAUGACUGUGCGAUUGCUGAUGUACAUGCUGAUCAGGCACAGAGUGGGCAAUCCAAGGUUCCUAGCUCAGACGAAGAGGUCAACCUGCACUUUGUCUGUUUUGUAAAGCAGGCUGGCGAAGGGCCACCCCGACUCGUUGAGCUGGACGGCCGGAAGGCGUUCCCGAUCGACCAUGGUCCCAUUGCCCCGUCGCACGAUUUACUCGAUGCUGUCGUCCCCGUUGUCAAACAGUUCAUCAAGCUAUCCCAGGACAAUGUUAACUUCAACCUGAUUGCACUCUGUCAAAAUUCUGCUUGA
Molecule: messenger RNA, 711 nt
Organism: Puccinia triticina
Lineage: Eukaryota; Fungi; Basidiomycota; Pucciniomycetes; Pucciniales; Pucciniaceae
Exons: 6
Coding region: 1-711 (236 amino acids)
Biological process (GO): protein deubiquitination; ubiquitin-dependent protein catabolic process
Cellular component (GO): cytoplasm
Molecular function (GO): cysteine-type deubiquitinase activity
Source: RefSeq, a predicted model, not a curated record